Molecule: messenger RNA, 915 nt
Organism: Eimeria necatrix
Lineage: Eukaryota; Apicomplexa; Conoidasida; Eucoccidiorida; Eimeriidae
Exons: 3
Coding region: 1-915 (304 amino acids)
Biological process (GO): mRNA processing
Source: RefSeq, a predicted model, not a curated record
AUGGCAGGUACGGCUCUAUACCCGUCGAGUACGGGUGAGCAGACUGCGUUGACGUCGGAAUGGGCAUUCAUGGGAACGCCGAUAUGCCCGCUGUCUCUUGAUCAGCUAGAGGAACAGCUCUGCAGGGAACAGCCCUGGCUGAGACAUGAUGGUCACACAAGUUUGCCUCCCCGUCUGCUUCUCGAAGCCGCCGCUCGAGCAGCAAAAACAGAAGCUCGCCGCGCCAGCGGAGCACUUGCGAAGGCGGAAAGGGCUGCAAGAAAUGCUCGGGCGGCAGCAGAGGCACAACACAGGCGCGCCGCAGAUGCAGAAGAAGCGGCCCGGAUAGGUUUGGGCGCAAAAUCCCUUAUGGAAGCUGCAGCAGCGGCUCAUGAAGCGGCAGAGAGGGAGGCUGUGGCGGCCGAAGCAGCGAAAGAAUUGGCACAGCGCUAUCACGAGGCAGCGCUUUCUAAAAGCCUGGCGGCUCGGUAUUUUUGGGACGGACAAAUGAAUGACGAAGACGAGCUGCAAAGGCAGCUGCAACAGGCAGCCUCAAAGAGCGCUGGCCGCUCGCCUAUUGGUGGUUGGGUUCCUGGCACUUCGAAUACAGCGCACUUCCAAGAUGAUAGCUCUGAAGGCUUUACAUGCUCCGAUUUCACUUCCUCUCGUUCGUCGCGCGCAGCCCAUAGAGUCUCUCGACCUGAGGACUUCAUGGACCAGGAAGAUAUGGAGCAAGCGGCCCGCGGAGCGCGCAAAGCUUGGCAUUCUGGGCAGCUGCAACACCGGCACAACGAGUGGGAGAGCGGAGCAGAAGCAGCGUCAUCUUCAAAGGGGGAAAGAGAACACGUACUGCGGUGGUCGCGGGUUGAGUCGCGGAGAGAGGGCCUGCCUGUCUUCGUAGGCACUGGUAGGCCAGAAGUGGCUAGCGGCGUAUAG